AUGGUGCAUCCAGCAAUGGAAAAGCAGGACACAAACUACAGAGAGUGUGUUCCCCUUAAGAAAAGAGUUGCCAUUGCACUAUGGAAGCUUGCAACCAACAGCGACUACAGAAGUAUAGGCCAUCUUUUUGGUGUCAGCAGAACAACAGUGUGUCGGUGCGUCCAGGAAUUCUGCAAGGCCGCUAGCAUGUUGUUAGUUCCAGAACAGAUAUGUUUCCCUGACCAGCAGAAGUUCAAAGAGAUGGCAGCCUACUUUGAGAACCGGUGGGGGCUUUCACAGUGUGUUGGUGCCAUUGAUGGGUCACACAUACCCAUAAUAGCCCCAAAGGAGUACCACUGCGAUUACUUUAAUAGAAAAGGCUGGCAUUCCAUCAUCCUGCAAGGAGUAGUUGACGGAAAAGGACUAUUUUGGAGUGCAUAUGCAGGAAUGGCUGGAAGUUUGCAUGAUGCUCGGGUUCUGAGACUAUCUACAUUGUGGGAGUUGGUCGAGCGUGGAAGCCUCUACCCAGCUUGCACCAGGAAUAUCAGUGGGGUGAAUGCUGGCUUUUAUGUGCUAGGAGACUCUGCCUACCCUUUGCAGAAUUGGCUCCUAAAACCAUUCCCUGACAAUGGCCGGCUGACAGCAGAACAACUGACCUACAACAAAAAAGUGUGCAGGGCUCGGGUGGUGGUAGAAAAUGCUUUUGGGAGACUCAAAGGAAGGUGGCGGUGCCUUAUGAAGAGGAAUGACAGCGACAUCGAACUGGUGAAGUCCAUGGUGUUGACUUGUUGUGCUCUGCACAAUCUUUGUGAAAGGCAUGGAGAGGAUUACCAGCACGAAUGGGAUACACCUGUUGCUGCAGAGCCUGUGGUGCCACUGGCACAGGGUGCAGAGGAGGAGGGCAGGGAUGUACGUGAGGGUCUGAUGCGUUAUUUGAACAGUUAA
Carassius carassius (crucian carp) is the source of this 924-nucleotide messenger RNA. Its product is annotated as putative nuclease HARBI1. Lineage: Eukaryota; Metazoa; Chordata; Actinopteri; Cypriniformes; Cyprinidae. Bases 1 to 924 code for a protein of 307 amino acids. The record is from RefSeq and is a predicted model, not a curated record. The transcript has a single exon.